Colossoma macropomum (tambaqui) is the source of this 4234-nucleotide messenger RNA. RefSeq names its product reversion-inducing-cysteine-rich protein with kazal motifs (gene reck). Gene Ontology annotation, molecular function: protein binding; metalloendopeptidase inhibitor activity. The transcript has 21 exons. Gene Ontology annotation, biological process: extracellular matrix organization; blood vessel maturation; sprouting angiogenesis. Gene Ontology annotation, cellular component: plasma membrane. The coding region runs from base 225 to 3110 and encodes 961 amino acids. NCBI's taxonomy places the organism in Eukaryota, Metazoa, Chordata, Actinopteri, Characiformes, Serrasalmidae. The record is from RefSeq and is a predicted model, not a curated record.
UUCUCUUCUCUCCCACCGCGCAUGCGCAUUGCGGUCACUAAGCCCGGUGCGCUCCGCUCUCGCCGUGUCCCUGCCCGCGGCCUGUCUGUGGAGGAGAAGCGGCGGAGCCCCCGCGCACAUGCAGUCUGAGUUUACCCCGGGGACGGACGGUCUCAUGGAGCGGGUCGGAGCGACACAGUCUCGUUUGGGUUUGAGUUCACCAUGCGCUGCGGGACAACACUAAGAUGUGUGUGCGCUCUCAGAUAACCUUUUUGCUUCUCGCCUGCAACUUCUGCGCCUUCGUUUAUGCCCAGGACCCAUCCUGCUGCCAUCAUGCUGCCGAGUUCUCUCAGUGUAGAGAAGCCUGCGAUCAGCUUACAAGUAUUAGAAGUGAAUCCCAUUUGAGGUUCCUUUACCAGCGUCUACCAAGCUACUGUCCAGAGUCUAUGAAUGAGCUUUGGAUCUGUAUCAACUCUACGUUACCAGGAGCAUCAAGGAAAUCAGAUGGGUGGGUGGGUCUGGGCUGCUGUGAGUUGGCCAUCUCAGCAGAGUGCCGCAGGGAAUGCAAACAGGCAUCUUCUAAGAACGAUAUCAUAAAAGUAUGCAAAAAAGACACAGAGAAACCGCUCUACAACUGUAUCACCAAAAAUGAAAUGGGCUCCGUUUGCUGCAGCUAUGCAGGGAGACACACAAACUGCCGCGAGUACUGCCAGGCCAUCUUCCGCACGGACUCCUCACCCACCGUCUCCCAAAUCAACGCCGUCAAUCAGUACUGCCAGAGCAUCAGCCCACAGCUCAUCAAAUGCGUGGCCAACUACACCAAAUCCUACCCAACCAGGAGUCCCAUUGACAGCCUGUACUGUUGUGACCGUGCAGAGGAGGCCCAUUGUCAGACCGCCUGUAAACGCAUCCUGCGCACCAUGACCGCAGAGAACGAGAUCAUAGAGAGUCUGAUCGCCGAGUGUGGCAGUCAGCCCCUCCCUCAGGACCCCCUGUGGCAGUGCUUCCUGGGUAAUGUUUACCCUCCUACCAAAAGCAACCCAGAAACCUCACCCACAGCCAAGAUGGACUGCGCCAAGCUCCACUGCUGCUCCAAAGCUAAUACCUCGCUGUGCAGGGACAUGUGCCAGGAGAUCAGCACCAACUGGGGCACUCAGACAUGGCAGGAGUUUGACCAGCUGUGUGAGUACAACCCUGUGGAGACUGACCUCAUCACCUGUCUGGCAGAUGUGAGGGAACCAUGCCAGCUGGGCUGCAAGGAUCUCACCUACUGCACCAAUUUCAAUAACAGGCCCACAGAGCUCUUCCGGAGCUGCAACAUCCAAUCAGACCAGGGCGCCUUGAAUGACAUCAAACUGUGGUCCAAUGGAACCAUCCGGAUGCCUCUGAUGAGCAUUCCUGUUCUGGAUAUCAGAAAGUGCCGACCUGAGAUGUGGAAGGCAGUGGCCUGUGCUCUGCAGAUCAAACCCUGCUACAGCAAAUCAAGAGGCAGCGUCAUCUGCAAGUCGGACUGUGUGGACAUCUUGACCCACUGUGGGGACUUCACCCGCUUCCCAGAAGGGCAGACCCCUGAGCGUAUCUGUGAUCUUCUGUCCCCUACUGAUGACCCAGAGCGAUGCAUUCCCCUACACAGAUACCUCACUCCAAGCCCCUUUGAAAACAUCAUUGAGGAGGUGAUCCAUCCCUGUAACCCCAACCCAUGUCCCAGCAACCAUCUAUGUGAAGUGAACAGGAAGGGCUGUCACCCAGGACAAGACUGCCUGCCUUACUUCUGUGUGCCUGGCUGCAAACUGGGCGAAGCCUCUGAGUUCCUGGUGCACAUGGAGGCGCGGAUCCAGGUGCCUGUGCGUAGUGGCCAAGUAGGCUGCUACGAAGUGUGCACCUGUGGCCAGAGCGGGCGGCUGGAGAGCUGCGCUGUGAUGCCCUGCAUUGACACCACCAAAACCUGUGUCAUGGGAGAACAGAGGAAAAGUCAUGGAGAAUCUUUCAAGGUAGACUGUCACUUGUGCUCCUGUUAUGCUGGAGACACCAUCUGCUCCUCCCGCCAGUGCCCCAGCCUAGAGCACCCAGACGAGGACCGCCGCCUCUUCGUAGGCCUUCCAUGUGGCUGUGCUGAUCAUUUUGUUCCUGUGUGUGCCCGUAAUGGACGUACGUACCCCAGUGCAUGUGUGGCGCGCUGUGUGGGCUUCCAGGAUAAUCAGUUUAAGUUUGGCUCCUGCAGGAGUUCCGAACCCUGCUCACCAAACCUCUGCCAGAGGAACCAGAGGUGCAUCCCUAAGAGGCGGGUGUGUCUGACGGACACAAAAGAGUACCCGUGUCUGCAGUAUGAGUGUGUGAGCCGCCCUUCAGGCUGUGACCCGAACCAGCUGGAUCCUGCCUGUGACACAGACAACAUGGAGCAUGCUAACCUGUGUCUGCUCUACCAGCGGGGCAAGACCCUGGCCUACAUGGGACACUGCCAGGAUGCCUGCAGAGUGCGUCAAGAAGUGUGUGGACACAACGGUGAGACAUACAGCACGGUGUGUGAGGCAUUCUCUGAUCGUGUGGCUGUGGACUAUCAUGGCCUCUGCCAUGCUGUGGGUGCAGUGUCAGAGUUCAUGGCUGACUCUGGCUGUAACGCAGUGCCCUGCCCACCUCUCUCCACACCGGGCUGCAACCCCGUCACCCCACCUGGUGCGUGCUGUCCUGUGUGUGCUGGAAUGUUGCAGAUCCUCUGGAAUAAACAGCAGAUGGAUCUCUUUGCUAUGCUGAACCAGAAUCAGCCAGUAACAGUGCAUGACAUUCUGAGGAUUCUGCGGCUGCACAUUUCUGUUCCUCAGUGCGACAUCUUUGGCUACCUGAGCAUCGACUCUGAAAUUGUCAUCCUCAUCGUGCCUGUGGACCAGCAGCCCACGCCACUGCAGAUUGAAGCCUGCAGUAAAGAGGCGGAGAAGAUUGACUCUCUGAUCAACUCGGGCAGCCCUACGCUGGUGUCCCACGUGCCCAUGUCCGCCUUCCUCAUGUCUGAGCUGAAGCUUUCCACUGUUAGCUCGGCUGCUCCCCCCAGCGCCUCCUCCCUCUCUCUCUGCCUCUGCCUCCUCCUCUCCAUGUUCCUCCUCUCCUUCACAGGGAGGGCCCCAUGGAAUGCUUAGACACGAGUGCCCCCCUAUGCUCCUCAAUGUCUGUUGCCAGGCAGCUGGACCGCACCGUUGACCUCUGACGUUCUUCCUUGGCCAGCCCUUUUCAUUACUGGAAGCGGCUCUGGUCCGUGUAGCAUUGACAAUCAAAAAAACAAAAAACAAACAAACAAAAAAAAAAAGCUGAUGAGAACAAUCAUUCUAACUAUGAUGGGACAGUGAGGUUUUGGACUCAUCAUUAAAUCAUUGAUGGACUGUAUUGCAAGCUGUAUUAAUAAACACAGCUUUGCUGUGUUUGAAUUAUCUUUGCUAAUCCAUUUUACUCACAGUACUGCAUUGGUGCACAGAGCAGAGCAUCAGAAAACAAGAUGAAGUGGAGCAGAUUUCUGGCUAUAGUGCUCUUCUCUGCUGCCUUUUAAUUCCAUUUUACUGGACCAGGUACUCCUCUGUGUGCUUCACCAUAUCAAAGUUUUAAACCCUUCAUAUCGUUUAUAGGAGGAGCUGAUAAAAAGCACUCAGUGGAAGUGGAUUAGGCAUUCCUCCCCAAGCUGAAAGACAGAAUAAAAGGGAUCUUUCUUCGUUCCUCCCUGUAGAUCAUAUAAUAAACCUAAAAGGAGGAACUUGCAGCCAUGUUAAAUGAAUAUGACAAUCAUAUUGCUUAUCCACAAGUGGGUAAUCACAGUAUGCCUUGCUUAUACAGUUUAUAUAUAUAUAUAUAUAUAUAUAUAUAUAUAUAUAAAUAUAUGUAAAGAUUUUUUUAUAUAUAGCAUUGCAGAAACUAAAAAACUAUGUUGAUAAAAAUAGCGAAAUGUUUUAUUUUAAGAUGUUUUCUGACCUGGUGGUCAGAGUCACAAUGUGCCAUUUUUUAAAAUCUUAUUCUUGCAUGAUGACAAUUAUGAAGUGUUUUUACAGAAAGCUUUGUAUUAUGUGUCCUGUAUGUCUGUCCGGUUACAUGUUAUGUCUAUGCCUAUGUCACAUGAAGGGUCUCCAAUUUUUUAACAGUAUUAUUGUGCUUAGGCAGCUUUGUAGCAUUCCCCACCAGUGGAGCUUUGUGCUGUCCUGUAUGUUUGUUUCUAUGUUUGCAACUCAACCGAUGUGUAUUUUUAUAAGAUAAUAAUAAAAGUGUUCAUAUUGCCAAA